AAUGUUGUAGACCUUACUUUGGAAAGACCUGGGGGGGUCCUCAUGUUGCUGGCAGCCUCGGUCACAUGAACCACAGCUAUCUUUAGAAGAGGGUAUUUAUAUGACAGAGUUUGCAGCUUCUUAGCUACUCAGACAGAUACAGGAAGAUAGAAAUCACACCCACCGUGACAUAUAUGAAGAGCCCUCUGAUCUCUGCAGAGCACUUGCCGACAAUGGACUAGGCAGUGCAAGAGCUCCCGUGACGACACGGGGGUAAGCCUUGGCUGGCCAUGCAGCCCUCGCUGGAUGAAAGGGUGCGGAUCCAGGUGGAAGAGGAGUUUUUCUCGGUGGACAAGGCUCUCCUGGUGGAGAACAGCGAAUACUUCCGGGCGCUCUUCCAAUCCGGCAUGAGAGAGAGCACCCAGAAGGAGAUCCAGAUCAGAGAUCUGAGCGCCACAGGCUUCGCCGUCAUGCUGAAGGUCCUGGAAGGGGAGCACCCGAUCCUGAGCUGCGAGGAGAACCUCAGGGCAGUGGAGUGUGCCUCGUUCCUGCAGGUCAAGACCCUGGCCAAGUACUUGAUGUCAUCCAUCAAUACAGACAAUUGCAUUCUUCUCUACCAGGCAGCUGCCAUCUUUGGCCUCUUGGAUCUCUUCCAUUGUGCCGCACUGUACAUACGAGACAGUUACUCGGACCUGGAGGAGUACCUCGACUGCCUCUCUCCAGACCUUCUGGAUUAUGUGGAGUCCAUCAUCCCCAGCACGUUUGUGGCAGUAGGGGCUCACACGCCCACCUUUGAGUUCUUGGAAGACCUGUCAAGAACUGUUUGCUACCUGGAUGAGGAAGGUAACACCUGGAGGACACUUUCCUGCUUACCGCUGACGGCCAGCACAUUCCUAGCUGGCAUAGCCACCUUGGAUAACAAGAUUUACAUUGUGGGCGGGGUCUACGGUUACAACAAGGACAUUGUGAACCGGAGUUUUUGCUACGACCCGAUGGCCAACGUCUGGAGUGAGUUUCCCGGGCCCCAGCAGCUGCGCUAUGACUUCACACUGACAGCCCAAGAGAACAGCCUCUACGCCAUAGGUGGGGAGUUUGGGAAGGCCGCCCUGAAGUCGGUGGAGAAGUUUGACAUCUCCACCAACACCUGGAGAUUUGUCUCUGACCUCCCCCAGCCAACCACAGCGGUGCCCUGCGCCCAAGCGAUGGGGCGCAUCUUCGUCUGCUUGUGGAAGCCUCUCGACACCACCAUGAUCUACGAGUACAAGCCUCAGAAGGACGAGUGGCAUCCCAUCUCCACCCUCAACAGGCCUCAGAGCUAUGGCCACUGCAUGGUGGCUCACCGGGACAACCUCUACAUUGUGCGGAACGGGCCUUUCGAUGACUUCCUGCGUUGCAUGAUGGAUUGCUUCAACCUGACCACGAUGCAGUGGACAUCUCUACCAGGGCAGUAUGUGAACAGCAAAGGGGCUCUCUUCACGGCUGUCAUCAAAGGGGACACAGUCUACACGGUCAACAAGAUGCUCACUCUGAUGUAUACCAUAGAGGGGAACACAUGGAAAUCCAAAAAGCAGAAAGCUGGUUUUCCAAGGGCUGGUUCUUUGCAAACCUUCCUCCUCAGGCUUCCAAAGAAAGACCACAGCAUCGCAACUUAGAGAGCCGGUCUCUGCUAGAUGAAUUUCUCAGGGACCCACGUUGCCUUCCUUCUAUGCCAGACGUCCUGCAACGCCGCCAAAUUAAAAUCCAAAGGUUGUGAAAUCACCCCAGCUUUCAGUCGACACUCUCUGCACCUUCUGGGCCAGCAACAUUUCAAGGCAGGAAGCUCAGGGCUAGCUUGCACCAGAAGCAACUGUAACGCAGCUCUCUGCUCUUCCAACUGCAGCUGGGCUUGUGGCUUCAUGGGCCUCAAGCAAUAUGGUUUCCACAGACUUAUUUGUCAUACCAAACUGGGCCAAGUAGAAAGGAGGCAGCAAGUGGCAACCAGCAAGCAGGAGGAGCCAGUCACUGGCAGGAAGCCAGCGGCACUAGGAGGAGAUUUAUGCACUGAGGGGGUCAUGUUCAUUUUGGCCUACGCCCAGCUGAGUGGCGGAAUCUACCUCUCACAGAACAAGUUGGCAGUACAUCACACCAUUCAAAGUUGGAAUUAGCAAUUUAUUAGCACAAAGCCGACUGAGUGUCAGGCCUAAUAAGCAGAGCAGCUUAUCUCCGGUAGGUCUUUACCCCAUGAAUCAGUUCCUGAGACUGAAAGUUCCCCGCCUCCCCAGAGCCAUCUAAGUCGCUUUCUAUCCAGGGCUUUCCCCAAGCAAUCAGAGACCGCACCUGCGUGCAGCCAAUCUCUCAUUUGCCCUUUUCAUGCCUCUCCUGGUUCUGGGAGCAGCAGGAAGGGGAGACACCCAUGACACUUCACUAGCUUGACUUAUCUCUGCCUCCUGGCCUCCCUCCUCCCACCCUCCUGCUUCAUCUUCUGCCUCUGAUUCUGGACUCUCCCAGUUCACUAAACCCUGUUACCUCUUCAGCUUCUGACACUUCCUCCUCCUAGGCUUCUCCCUCUUCUCCCUCUGACUACUCAUCAUUGUCCCACCAAUACUCCCCAGUCUCUGAGCCUUCUUGCCUUGAUGUGUGUGUAUUUUUCCUGUUGGUUCCUCCAUUCGUCUGCGCCAACCAGUCCAUGACUCUACCAUUGUUUUAGUCCAUCUUGAUGAGUCUCAUAAAAAGUCAGGCCAUUGCCUAUGUGAUUCACCAUUGUCUACACUGCUUGGGAGCCGCUCUCCAGGAUUCUAGAAUGGAGGUUUUUCCAAGCCCUACCUGAAGAUACCAGGGAUUGAACCGAGGACCUCCUGCAUGCAAAGCAGGUGGUUGACCACUGAACUGUAGCCUCACCGUCCCCCCUGGACAUAGGAAGCUGCCUUAUGCAGACCACUGGACCAUCUACCUCAGUAUUGCUGGCACCUCUCCAGGGUUCCAGAAUGCUCUUCAGUCUUUCCCAGCCCUGCCUGGAGAUACUGCUGGAGAAUGAACCUGGGACUUCCUGCAUGGAAAGCAGGUGCUCUGUCACGGAGCCACAGGCCUUCCCCUUCUCUUCUGCUGAAGGUGAAAAAGGAUUAGGUGGUGCUCUCUAAUUCUCAGAGUGAAAAGCUGCUGACAUUAACACGCACAGCUUUUAGAAGAAGGGUGUUUCAGGCAUCCCAAACUGGAGCACUGGAAAUGUAGACGUUAAAGGUCAGUAACUGAACUACAUUUUGAGAAUGUCUUUUUUUAAUUGACCACAAUCAGAGACAGUUAAACAUGCUUAAGUCCCAUUGGUACUUAAGACAAGACCCAUCUCUGAUAACUUUCAAGAAUACAGAGCAUUGAUUUGGUUUGACUUUUAACCUGAGAUGGAAGCCAUUGAUCCCAAUUGUCUUUCUUUCUUUUUCUUUGAAAGAGCUCUGGUUUUAAAUUUGUUAAUUGGUCAGAUUUGCUUGGUGUUUUUAUUUUGCAUACCACUUUGAAGGCACUUUGUCAAGGCCCAAAGUAUGGUUUCUAAGCCUCUUUUUAUAAAGAAAUACAGAAAUAGUUCAACCGCGAAUGAAGUAUUGCCCUGUGCAGAGUGUUGUGGGUUUCUCCAGGGUUAUGCCAGUAAUAUCUAUACCCUGCGAUGAAGUUGUGUUUCUAAGUUUUAUAUGCCCCACAAUUCAGUCUGUGGCAGGCUUUAAGUGGUUAGGAAAUUAAUAGCUUCAUAAUAAAGCACAGCCUGACUCAGAUUCAGGGUUGAGCAUACGGAUAAAACCUUUUCCGUUUGCAUCCAAAAGUUUUGGACUCAAUCCAGAGAGUGCCGUUUUAACAAGCAUCAUUAAUUAUGCCCAGCCCCCAAAGACGCAGUUAAGCCCAGACCAUCAAGCCUUUGCAAACAUCUCCCUGCUGAUAUGCAUCUCUUCAAAUAAGAGGAGGAAGGACAGUUUGAGCUGAGCCACAGCUAUGGAGCACCAGGCAUUUUCCUUGAUGGACUGUGAUUGAAGCCAGACUUGCUGUAAAAAAGAAAAGAAAAAAAAGCCCCACAUUCAACUCAUGACUGUUUUUGGUAACGGCUGCUGAUCUGACUCCAGCUUGCCAGUGUUGUUCAUGUUCUGUUCUGUAUGUUUAUAGAAGCCUUCAGGCCCUUGACUAGGCUAACUUUAAGGUCAUAUUAUUUAUGCCACAAAAAUGAACAGGCUUGAUUGACAGCAGAAGUGGCUCACCAGGUGGGGCGGAGCCGCUAAGCUAGCCUGGCGGCAGGUGGAUCGCUCUUGCUGACGGUUAGGAAAAGCAGAAGGCAGCAGGGAGGUCAGGGAGGUGCAAACUCAGUGGCUGGAUAAACUCUGCUGGUGUGUUUCCACCCCACCCACCUUCCCACCGUCUCCCCUACUCUCUCGCCAUAGAAACAGUGACCCACCAGCAGGGAGGCUAGUGGAGCAGCUCCACCCCACCCAACGAGCUGCUUCUGAUCAUCACUGUACUGUAGUGAUUAGAGUGUUGGGCGAAGGCCUAGGGUGCACCCAGGUUCAAAUCCCCGCUCAGCCACAAGCUCCUUGGAAGAAAGGUGGGAUAGAAAUGUAGCAAACAAAUAAUGAUUCCAUGUCUGCCUGGCCACCCUGGGAAUUUGUAGUUCUGCAGCAGGGAGACAGAAAUGAAGAGAGCAUUCUCUACACUCUCAUGGGAAGCUGCUUUAGACUGCCCUUGUUUUAACUACUAAAUACUGAAGGUGUGUCUCUACCUCCUUUGUUCAGCCCGGACACUGAGGUCCAGCUCCAAGGGCUUUCUGGCAGUUCCCUCACUGCCAGAAGUAAAGUUACAGGGAACCAGGCACAGAGCCUUCUCGGUCGUGGCACCUGCCCUGUGGAAUGCCCUCCCAUCAGGGUGUCAAGGAGAUAAACAACUACUUGACUUUCCGAAGACAUCUCAAGGCAGCCUUGUACAGGGAAGUUUUUUUAAUGUUUGAUUAUGUUUUUAUAUGUAUUGGGACAACCCAGUCAGGUGGGUGGGAGUACAAAUAAUAAAAUUAUUUCUCCUCCUCCUCCUCCUCCUCCUCCUCCUCCUCCUCCUCCUUCUUCUUCUUCUUCUUCUUCUUCUGUGCUGCAGUUUGAAAACCUGGCAAAAACUCUAGCUCUGAAACAGAGAUUGGUAGCUCAGAAGGCAGGGAGGCCAACAGUAGGUGGAGCCAGAGUCAAUGAAAGGCAGAGCCAGAACCAAUGAGAGGCAAGGCCAACUUAUUCCCAUCCUCUCUCGCUGCUGAGUUCUACAAGGGCAAAACUGGGGCAACAGAGGAAGCUGACAGGCAGGUGGGAUUGGCUGAGGACAGACUGCGCAUAGUGGGGCAGGGCCCCCAUUUGCCACAGAGGAGCAAUCUCCGCUGCUCUGAACAUUGUCAGCCUUGUAAUACAGCUUGUAAGCAAGGGGACGGCAACGUGUCAGGAAGGAGGUUGGUAAAUAUUAAGUAUUGCCCUGGGCUUUCAUCCGUCUCUCCCUGAAAUAAGAGCACAAACACACCAGCUAUUGGGAACGUGCCAUUUUAUUUGAGAGAAAUAUGCUGUACCUAUGAACCUCAAAGGAUGUUUGUUUUCUUCUGUUACAUUCAGCUGAAUAUCAUAUUUGUUUCCCCUUUCUCCUUUAAUAAGAGACACAAAUACUUUUUUAUUAUUUGGCUGAAAGACAAACAGGUAUCACUUCACUGUAUCUCAAGGAAAGACAAUUGGGCAUUCACGGUGACAGGAAAAAAUAAAGAAUUACUUGAUUGGAAACAGUCUUGGUUUCUUAUUUCAAAUAAGGAGUUGACGCUCAGCCAUAAUAAGCUGAAGCUCUGAGCCCCGCAGUAAAUUAAGAAGUUGCAUUCCCUAUCCUGGAAAUCCAGGUAUUGUGGUUUGGGAUGCGUGUGUGUGUUGGAGGAUUGUACAGUGGGAAGCUCUCAGCUUCGCUCAGCCCAAUUUGCAGAGAACUCUUAGGUCUGUACAGUCUUUGAUGGAGUCCAUUAAAAAUCCAGUGCAUCGUUGAAAUAAGUCAGGGCAUUGGCCAGGAAAUGGGAGCAUGGGUAUGCCCAAAAGACUUGUUUAUUGAACAUUUACCCUGAUUUGC
Podarcis lilfordi (Lilford's wall lizard) is the source of this 6063-nucleotide messenger RNA. The record is from the annotation of a GenBank genome assembly. Lineage: Eukaryota; Metazoa; Chordata; Lepidosauria; Squamata; Lacertidae.